Messenger RNA from Heterotrigona itama, 1955 nucleotides. The record is from the annotation of a GenBank genome assembly. NCBI's taxonomy places the organism in Eukaryota, Metazoa, Arthropoda, Insecta, Hymenoptera, Apidae.
AUGCAGACACUUAAAACGGACAUACGGCACAUCUUUAGUCCACGAUUGGCCUGGCAAUCGAUAAUUGAUAAUCAUUUUAGUAUUAGAAAUACACCGUCUGUGAAUUUAGUGACAUAUAUACAGGACAAAGUUCGCGCAAAAAGCGGGAUACAUAACUGAAACUUACGAAGUUGUCACACAAGAUGGAUAUAUCUUGCAACUGGAUAGAAUUGCAGCAUCGAAGAAAAGUCCUCCGUCUGAUAAUAAAACAGCUGUAUUACUUCUUCAUGGGAUUUUAGAUGCCUCAUCUACGUGGCUUGUGGCAGGCCCUGAAAAGGCUUUAGAAGAAACGGUAUACCUAAUCCACACUUCUGAAAUUUUAGGCUUUAUAUUAGCAGAUGAGGGAUACGACAUAUGGAUGGGUAAUGUGCGUGGCAACAGAUACUCACGAAAGCAUUUGAAUCUGACCAUUUUAGACCCAGAUUAUUGGAUGUUCAGUUGGCAUGAAAUGGGAAUAUACGAUAUGCCAGCGAUGAUCGAUCACAUUAUCGAGCAAACAAAGCAGGAGAAGAUUUUUAUGAUAACACACAGCCAGGGUGGUACUGUGUUUUUUGUGAUGGUUAGUGAACGGCCAGAGUAUCAAGAGAAAAUUAUCGCUGCUUUUGCUUUGGCCCCAGCUGUUUUCGUAUCUAGAAAAAACAGUACUUUUCUACAGAUAUUGUCGGCUCAAGCCAAUAAUAACUAUUUCAUAACGUGUUUAAUAGGCAUUCAUGAAUUUAAGCCAGUCGAUACACCUAUACAAAUGAUUAUAAAAGAGAUAUGCCGUGAUGAAUCUCCUUUACAGAUAUUAUGUGUAAACUACGUUUCCUUAUUUGGUGGUAUCGAUGUAGAACUUAAUAGGGCAAAUUUCGCAAAUUUGACUAUGGCCUCGUCGGUAAUAUAGAGAAGUACGGCAAGAUACAUCCUCCUGAUUAUAAUCUCAGCAAUGUCAUAAUACCCGUAUAUUUGCAUUACGGCGCUAAUGAUGUAAUUAUCGACGUUCAGGACGUUCAGAAGUUGUACGAAAUAUUACCCAAUGCUCAGAAAUUUCUGGUAUCAUCCAGGACUUUCGCGCAUUUUGAUUUCGUGUGGGGGAAAAAUGUCAAUACCUUGUUAUACAGUGAAAUUCUGAGUCUUAUGGAGCGUUAUAGAAAAUAAAUAUUAAUUAUUACUUUGUUCGAGUAGUUUACACUUAAUGCAGACUUUUAUGUUUUACCAUGUUAAUAAAAAUACGAAUGUUAAUAAAAAUAUGCAGUCUUGGUUUAGCCGUCGUAUUAUACGAACGUUCGAUACAUCGAUCACGUGUACCUACUUACACAAAGAUAGUGAUAACAAAAGUAUAAGUGUAAUGACAACAGUACGCAUUCCAUAUCCCAACAUACGGUUUGAAAUAUGUAUACAAUCAUUCGGUUUCAACUAUGGAUACAUCGAUUGAUCAACACUAAUUUUCUUGGAUUUCUGAUUAUGAGUCCCUAAAUUAUAAACCUAACUGAGAGCAACAGAUUUUCACAGAAUCUCAUUACCAUGCUGCGAAACUCGACUCUUCAUCUACUAAAGAUCAAGUCUUCAAGCUGUUGGAAUAGGAAAAUUAAUUUGACCUAAAACAAUAAAAUACGUUUCAAAAAUCUCAAAUACCCGAAUAUGGUCAUAUCUGGACAAAAAAGAAACAGUGACACAUCUAACUAUCUCGUAUAAAUCAAUUGUAAUCAAGAAUAAAUCAAUAAAUAUAAGACUAAUGUUAAUCCAGACUUGAAGGAUAAUAAACUCCGAGUUCGAAAACAUCUUUAAAAGAAAUAACAUCGCAUACAAUCAUUAAGAGUAAUAUAGAUUGGACGUUAAAUGGAUCCUCGUGACUUAAGGUCUGAAAUACCGAUCGGGAAAAAUAUCACUGAUAUGCCACGUUAUCAUUUUCGUGUCACAUCCUAUCGUACCGAUUC